ACAACCGUAAAAGUGCCUGCUCAAACUUCCGAGGAGUUCAGUUUCUUUAAGAAAUAAUCCCUGUGUUUCAGUCUUCAACAAUCGAGACGCAUGGCAUGAAGUUGCCGGUCACCGCUUUCCAAAGUGUCUUAGUCCUAUAACAGUGUUGUGAAGUCCCAGAGGAAGCUGGUUUAAUCUGUCCUGCCGUAGCAUUGGUACACUAACAUAGAAGAAGAAGAAGAAGAAGAAAAAAAAGAAACGUUCGCGUGCAAAGUGGUUAUCCCAGACUAUUUAUAAGCGUCUUAUGUUGCGCGGCCAUUCACACCACUCGCGGAAGGAGCAGCGAAAGAGCAAGAGUGAAAAAACAGUGUGCAUGCGUUUGUGUGUUUGUGUGACAGAGUGAAAUGGAUACCAGGUGAAUUUGGGAUAAAAUCCGACGCGGUUCAUCGAACGUACAAACGCGAACGACCGAACGUAUCUGGCUAAGUGCGAUUGCAAAACGCGUUCCGACGAACUCGAGCUCGCCAAAAUAUUCGCACGCAAGAAAUCAUGGUUUUCUCGAGCUACCAUAGCACCUCCUACCUUCCGCUGGACAACGAUCAGAGCGUGACGUUCUACAAGAACGAGAAUCGCCUUUUCCCCACAGCCAUCGUGCCGCCGACGGUGCUUUCCCUAACGCCUUCCACCCGCGCAUCCGACCCCUCCGCCGUGGCCAGAAACAUGAGCAACAUGAGCACGACCGAGCUGCUCACCGCGGCAUACGCACAACAGCAACAGCAGCAGCACCACCAUCACCACCCCCACCAUCGUGCACUGAUCGGCGGUGGUUCCGGUAGUGCUGGCGAAAGCCUCAUCACCGGUGAUUGCCCUUUCGGAAGAGUUCAAUCACCAGCAGCAGCCGGAGCAGCAGCGCCACAACAGCACGCGCCGGUGGUGCAACGCCAGUUUCAUCAUCGCAUCGGAGAAGCCGUUGCCAUGUGCGACGACUUUCAGCCGGUUGCUUAUCUCAACGGCUCAUCAAACGGUUACUAUGGGUACGUGCCGUCGCUUGCUGCCGCCACCUCCCGCAACACCCUUAACAACAAUAACAACAACGAGGAGGAGGACGCGGAAGUUACUACUAGCAACAACCGGCAGCCGCAGGAACUGGCAGGAGCAUAUCAACACAACGCGGACAACGAGCAAAACAACAAUAACGGUGGACUUUUUGGUGGAGCGAACUUUCUUUCUGCGCACCGGAAGCGUAAGGAAAUUGGUGGUUUUACCAUGCCGGCUAGCGAACACCAGCAUGGAGACGAAGAGAUGGACACUAACCACCCGGCGAUCGAUGGUGCCAGCCAAACCAAGCGACGGAAGACGGAACCGGAAGUUUUUGCAGGACGAACGAACGACCUAUUUCUAGCACAGCACACCUUCGGAGAUCCGUCGUAUCGCCGCCACGCGGACGAGCAACAGCAGACCAUCGAAAUGGAAUGUCAGGAUCAGCCGGAACCUCACCACCAUUCGUCGGCCACCACCCAACCGCAUCCCGGAGUGCAUUACACUAAUGGAUUUGCCGCACACGCCACUCCUGGCGUGGCCGAUGGACAGCAGCAACAGCAACCCCUUUCAGCUGGCAACAAGAUUCAGAGGACGAAGCAUGAAACGGAAGCAGCAGACGAUGUUAGAAACAAUCGCUCCGAAGAAACACCUUUAGCAAAACGAAGUACCGGCUUCGAAGGACUCUUUGUUCGAGUUCCCGUGCAUCUUCCAUCUGUAGCCGGUUACACCAAGGAGGGUGUAGCGGACGAUGGUGAGCAUGUUGAAAGGCGGCAGCAUCAGGAUUUGGAACUGUUCCACAACCUGCACGGCACCGGGGGGGAGUUUCGGUAAAAAAUUACCACCCGCUUCCGGAAUCUUAAGAUUUGAUAGAGACGCGGCAAACGGAGCAAGUACUUUCGCCUAUCGGUUGGGCAGGUUUUUUUUUUACACAAGAUAAGAUAUUUCCAGCGUUUUUUAAACACAUUUCCAAGCUUUCAAAAACAGCUGCUAAGUAUCACAGGCAUAUCUCAAGUGAGUUAGCAGCAAUCGGGAAACAAAUCUACAACGGUAUAGGAAUAGUAGAUACCAGAGUAAUACCUUCUUCAAACUGAUGUACCUUAAACAUAAAUCUUGCGCGAGUAAGCUUUUCCGCUCUCAAGCUUAGGGAAGAGUUAGUAUAUAGUGUAACGAAUUUUGUAUCCCACUGUUUCGAUAAAGGCUAAGAGGGACUUAAUAAGAACGUACUUAACUAAUCGCUCGAAAGCGACGAUCAGAAUGAAAAAAAUCCUAUAAAAAGAGACAGGUGCUAAAAGGGAGUUUGUAAUAGAACCGUUUAAGAAUGUUUAGCGCUCGUUAACAAUAAAUCACUUUUCUAUCAGAACAAUCU
Molecule: messenger RNA, 2386 nt
Organism: Anopheles coustani
Lineage: Eukaryota; Metazoa; Arthropoda; Insecta; Diptera; Culicidae
Exons: 3
Coding region: 529-1851 (440 amino acids)
Source: RefSeq, a predicted model, not a curated record